CGCUCACCGUGUGCGUGCGUGCCUACUGCGUGUAUGUGUGUGUGUGUAUGUGUGUGUGUGUGCGCGUUACAUUAGGUGGACACAGAGACUGCAUCAGACUGGAGACACACGCCGGGACAUAAUAAAGCGGAGAUACCGAAGCGUUGAUGGUCCUUCCUCCCCCCCUUUUUGCACACACAAACGUCAGGAGACAGAUUCCGGUCGAGACAUGUAGUCCCAUGUAUGAGCAGCCAGGAUCAUUUGUAGCCUUCAGCUCUCUCUUUUUUUUAGCAACAUCAUCUCACGAUAUCGACAUAAUGUGGCUUGCUCUACCGGAGGGAAAAUAACCAAAUAUGUGGAUACCUACAGAAGAGGAGAAAAUCGGAGUUGUGAUCUGCAACUUCCGGUCACCAAUAUGUCAGGCCCUGGUCCUGGAGAUUGGGGAAACUGUACAGAUUCUGGAGAAGAGUGAAGGUUGGUACAGAGGCUUUUCCAUCAAGAAGCCUUCAAUCAAGGGUAUUUUCCCAGUCAGCUAUGUCCACUUGAAGAAAUCUACAGUGACCAACAGAGGGCUGUGCGAGACGGUGGUGCCCCUCGAGGACCCUAUUAUCACAGAGACCACCUCCACGCUGCAGGAAUGGGGUGUCUUAUGGAAGCAGCUCUAUGUGAAACACAAGGUGGAUCUGUUCCAUAAGCUCCGUCAUGUGAUGAAUGAACUCAUCGACUUGCGUCGGCAGCUGAUCCAGGGCCACCUCGCCCAGGACCAGACUCGUGAGAUCAAGCGACACAUCACCGUACGGCUUGACUGGGGCAAUGAGCACCUUGGCAUAGACCUUGUUCCCAGAAAAGAGUUUGAAAUGGUGGAUCCAGAUCAGAUCAGCGUAUCAGAGCUAUACAAACUGCAUGUAUCCAGCAGACACUGUGGUCAACAAAGCACAAACCAGGGUGACAGCAUGAGACAGCGCCAUGGCGACGGUUGCCGUGUCCCCGUGUCGCACCACCUCUUCAUCAAUUUGAAGAGCUUCACUUACAACAGCAUCAGCGAGGAUGCAGACGUCUUCUUCUCUCUGUACGACACUCGUGAAGCCAAACAGAUCAGUGAGAAGUUCAUGGUGAAACUGAACAAAAAUGGAGGACCAAAGAAUCCAGAGAAGGUUGAUCGUCUGUGUGCUCUCUUCACGGAUCUGAGCAGUAAAGACUUGAAGAGAGACUUAUACAUUGUUGCCCAUGUCAUAAGAACAGGUCGUAUGCUGCUCAACGACUCAAAGAAAGGCCCUCCUCAUGUGCAGUACAGACGACCUUAUGGCUGCGCUGUUCUUGCCAUGAGUGACGUUUUCCACACCAUCACAGACCUCAAAGAGGAGAAGGAUUUUGUGCUCAAAGUUUAUACAUGUAACAAUGAGAACGAGUGGUACCAGAUCCAUGAGAACAUCAUCCGCAAGUCCAACACCAAGUACUCAGCUCCCAGCACCAACUAUGGCCUCAUCAUUUCUCUGCAGCUGCUGAGGGGUGAGCUGGAGCAGAUCAGACGGGAGAACCAGGCUGUGUUCAACAGGGCCCUGGCACUCACACGCAAACUGGGUUUCCCAGAUGUAAUCCUGCCAGGUGACACUCGCAAUGACCUCUAUCUGACCCUGGAGCGGGGAGAGUUUGAGAGGGGUGGCAAGAGCGUCCAGAAGAACAUUGAAGUCACGCUGUAUGUCCUCUAUGCCGACGGGGACACUCUCAAAGACUGCAUCAGUUUGGGCAGCGGGGAGCCCAACACCAGUGAAUAUCGCUCUUUUGUCCUUUACCACAACAACAGCCCUCGCUGGAGUGAGAUGGUCAAGCUGCCUAUUCCCAUAGAUCGCUUCAGAGGUUCCCACCUACGCUUCGAGUUCAGACACUGCUCCACUAAAGACAAAGGGGAGAAAAAACUGUUUGGUUUUGCCUUCACUCCUCUGAUGAGAGAAGAUGGGACGACUCUGUCAGAUGAGAGCCAUGAGCUGUAUGUGUACAAGUGUGAUGAGAACGCCACCUUCAGUAACCAGGGCCUGUACCUGAGUCUGCCCUGCUGUAAGGAGGACUUCAACAGCUGCCCCAACCUGCCAGCUAACCUGCCCUUCCAGAGAAGCCCUAAAGAGACCUUCUGGGUUUCCACAAUACUCUGCUCCACCAAACUCACACAAAAUGUGGACCUGCUGGCUCUUCUGAACUGGAAGGCCCAUCCGGACAGGGUGUUGGACAUCCUCGGUCGAUUGCGUCAGAUCAGCGGAGAGGAGAUUGUCAAGUUCUUGAGAGAUGUCCUGGAUACGCUCUUCUGUCUUUUAGAUGACAACACUGAUAAAUACGGACCGCUGGUUUUCCAGUCACUGGUUUUUAUCAUUAACCUGCUCAGGGACAGCCGUUUCUACCACUUCAGACCUGUCAUGGACUCCUACAUCCAAAACCACUUUGCUGGAGCUUUGGCAUACAAAGAGCUGAUUCGAUGUCUGAAGUGGUACAUGGACCGCUCGGCUGAGGUCGUCCGACAAGACCACAUCCAGGAAGCCAUGAGGGCUCUGGAGUACCUUUUCAAGUUCAUCGUCCAGUCUCGUAUCCUGUACUCGAGAGCCACCUGCGGGAUGGAGGAGGAGCAGUUCAGAGCGAGCAUCCAAGAGCUCUUCCAAUCAAUCCGCUUUGUCCUGAGCCUGGACAGCCGCAGCUCAGAGAACCUUGUGUUCACACAGUUUAAGGGUGCGAUCAGCAGCAUGCCUGUCUGUGGUAAUGCUCCAGGGCUCUCAUCCAUCUCAGCAGCAUUGUUGAACAGUUUCCCUGAUAUAUUUGAUGAGCUGCUGCAGAUGUUCACUGUUCAGGAGGUAGCCGAAUAUGUUAGGGGCACCCUUGGGAGCAUGCCCAGCACAGUGGACAUUGGCCAGUCUAUGGAUGUAGUCAAACUGCAGUCCAUUGCUCGUACAGUUGAGAGCCGCCUCUUCUUCUUCCCCGAGUCUCGUAGUAUUCUGCUGCCGGUGGUUCUGCAUCACAUCCACCUGCAUCUGCGCCAGCAGAGGGAGCUGCUCAUCUGUUCUGGGAUCCUGGGAAGCAUCUUUUCCAUAAUCAAGACUAGCUCCAUGGAGUCUUCUGUUCAGGAGGAAGUGGAGAUGAUGGUAGAGAGCCUUCUGGAUGUGCUGCUGCAGACUCUGCUGUCCAUCAUGAGCAAAUCUCACUCUGUGGAGACAUCCAGAGGACAACGCUGUCCCCAGUGCACUGCCGAGAUAACGGGGGAGUAUGUUUCCUGUCUUCUCUCUCUGCUCAGACAGAUGACGGAGAUCCAUUUUCACCAUCUACUCAAUAACUUCCAUAGCAAGGAGGAACUGAAGGAGUUCCUGUUGAAGAUCUUCUGCGUGUUCCGCAAUCUGAUGAAACUAACUAUCUUCCCCCGAGACUGGAGUGUCAUGAGGCUUCUAACCAGUCAUAUCAUCGUAGUGACAACACAGUUUCUGUCUCCGGCACUGCACAAGAACUUCUCAGAGGCAGAUUUUGAUUUCAAGGUGUGGAACUCCUUUUUCAGCCUCACUGUACUGUACAUUAACCAGCCCAGUCUGCAGCUGGAGGCGCUUGGCCCCGCUAAGAGAAAGAAAGUCCUCGAUAAGUAUGGUGAUAUGAGAGUGAUGAUGGCAUAUGAGCUCUUCAGCAUGUGGCAGAAAUUAGGUGACAACAAGCCCCACUUCAUCCCAGGAAUGAUGGGUCCCUUCCUGGGAGUCACCUUGGUCCCUCAAACCGAAGUUCGAAAUAUAAUGAUUCCAAUUUUCCACGACAUGAUGAACUGGGAGCAGAGGAAAAAUGGCAACUUCAAACAGGUGGAAGCAGAGCUGAUGGAUAAGCUGGACAGCAUGGUGUCGGAUGGGAAAGGGGAUGAUAAUCACCGAGAGCUCUUCAGUCUUUUGACUCAGCUAUUUGGUCCUUAUCCAAGCCUUCUGGAGAAGAUUGAGCAGGAGACCUGGAGAGAGACGGGGAUCUCAUUCGUCACAUCAGUCACAAGACUUGUUGAACGAUUACUGGAUUACAGGGACUGUAUGAAAGGAGAUGAGAUGGAGAACAAGAAAAUUGGCGGUUCCGUCAACCUUAUGAACUUCUACAAAUCAGAGGUCAACAAGGAGGACAUGUACAUCCGUUACAUCCACAAGCUGUGUGACCUGCAUCUCCAAGCAGAAGACUUCACAGAGGCCGCGUUCACGCUGCUGCUGUACUGGGAGCUGCUGCAGUGGGAGGACCGGCCCCUGAGGGAUUUCCUCCACUACCCCUGUCAGAGCGAGUGGCAACGCAAAGAGAAUCUGAGUCGUAAGAUCCUCCACUACUUCAACAAGGGCAAGUGUUGGGAAUAUGGGAUCUCUCUCUGCCGGGAGCUGGCUUUCCAGUAUGAGACUUUAUAUGAUUAUCAGAGCCUCAGCUGGAUACGGAAAAUGGAGGCAGCGUACUAUGACAACAUUAUUGAACAGCAGAGGAUUGAACCAGAGUUCUUCCGAAUGGGCUUCUAUGGCAGGAAGUUUCCUUUCUUCCUCAGGAACAAGGAGUUUGUGUGUCGUGGUUACGACUAUGAACGGCUUGAGGACUUCCAGCAGAGGAUGCUGGGAGAAUUUCCCCAAGCCAUCGCCAUGCAGCAUCCCAACCAACCUGAUGACACCAUCCUGCAGAGCGACGCUCAGUACUUGCAGAUCUAUGCGGUGACUCCAGUGUCAGACAUCUCUGAUGUGCCUCAGCUGGAGCGUGUGCCUGAGAGGAUCAAGAGCUUCUACCGCAUAAACAAUGUCAGCCGCUUCCACUAUGACAGGCCUUUCCACAAGGGGCCCAAAGACCGCGAGAAUGAGUUCAGGAGCCUGUGGAUCGAGAGAACAACCCUGAUCCUCUCCCGUCCUCUCCCCGGGAUCUCCCGCUGGGCGGAGGUGGAAAGGAGAGAAGUGAUGGAGGUGAGCCCGCUGGAGAAUGCAAUUUAUGUUGUGGAGAAUAAGACCCAGGAGCUGCGGACUCUGAUAAGCCAGUAUCAACACAGACAGCAUCAUGGCAACAUCAACCCGCUCAGCAUGUGCCUCAAUGGGGUCAUAGAUGCUGCUGUGAAUGGAGGCAUCGCUAGAUAUCAAGAGGCGUUCUUUGAUAAGGACUACAUCAGCAGUCACCCAGAGGAUACAGAGAGGAUCACACAUCUGAAAGAUCUGAUGCAGGAACAGGUGCACAUUCUCGGAGUGGGGCUGGCUGUUCACGAAAAGCUGGUGCAUCCAGAGAUGCGUCCCCUGCACAAAAAGCUUGUGGACCAGUUCCACAUGAUGAGGACAGGAUUACACCAUUAUAUGGUUGGCACCCAGCAGGGUGUGGCCGGUGUGGACCGAUUUGGCCCUGCAGGCUGCCCAGGAGUCAACUCUCCCAGAGGCAUCCUCUCCUCCCACAGCCACAUGAGCCCUGAGAGUGUGCGGCUCAUACACAGACACAGCCCUCUGAACCUGCAGGGUUCGAUCCGUCAUUCGUCCUCCUCCCUGUCCUCUCACACAUCGAGUGAGGCGGGAAACCUUGUCAUAAUGACCGAUGGCCUGAUGGGGGAGCACCCUGAGGAGGCAAUGCACAUGCAGCCGAGCCCCUCCUCCUCCAGCCUGAGCUCAAUUCGCUCCAACUCUUCCCAGAUUAUCAACUCUGCUCCCUCGAGUGCCAGAGGCUCUCCUUCCUUACCUGAUAAGGCCAAACACAACCGGGAAGUGAUGAUACUGUUGCCGUCUCAUCGUGAGAGGGCCAACAACUCCAUGUACUACAGCAUGGCAGAGAAUGGACAGAACAACCACAUGCAGCGUGCCUUACUUCAACAAGUUAGCCCCUGUAAGCCGUGUGCUGAUCCUCACAUGAAUCUACCAGAGAAAGUUUUUCCCAAUGCUCCUAGCAGCUGGAGUCUGGAUGGAGAGAACAGGGAGCAGGUAUCCUACAUGCCAGCUUCUACUGGAGGGGUAAUCAUGCCCCCUGUCCCACCCAGAUCCUUCCCGCCAGGACACUUCCUGAUGCACUGUGACGCGUAUCACCACCAGAACAGCGACCCUCCCCCUGCCCUGCCCGUCCGUUCACUUCGAAAGUCUCCACUCCACCCGAUCCCUGGCUCCCCCACCAGUCCUCAGUCAGCUUUGGGGGGCAGUAACUCCACCCUGUCAGGCAGCGCCAGCAGCGGUGUUUCCUCCCUGAGUGAGAGUAACUUCGGAGGCCAGUAUCCAGAUCCUGGCCCCAUCAGGAACGAUGCCUUGGAGCCUCUUCCUAGUCACCUGUGGUCCCCUCCCGAUGAAUACCUGGCAUCUCCCUACCUGCACAUCCACUACGGCGGCUCAGAAAUUGACUCCAUGGACCCGGUCCGUCCCUUCCACUACCGCAGCCCCGCCUCACACCCACACCCGCACACCCACCCGCAUCCUCACGCUCACGCCCACCCGGGGCUGGACAGCCACUCCCACGGGCCGCAGCCUCACCACCACGCACCCACUCACGGCCCUCAUCACAUCCCCUAUCGCAGGCCUCAGCCUCCAGCCGUGCCGCCUAAACCCUACCUGAGAGAGGGCUGCAUCCCCGAAGAGGAGCUGCAGCCUCAGCCCAUCCCACUGCCCCGCAGGAUCUUCCACUCCCCUCACGGCCACAGGGAGGACCAGGUGAAACACGCCUGGGAGCAGUGCAUCAGCGAGGAGCACGAGGAGGCGCAGUGAUGAGGAGUCUCCAGCUAUGUUUCAUGCACAUGAAAGAAAGAAAAGAAGGAGCGAACCUCGAUGAAUCUUCACUAUGAGGCACAACUUCCGUCACGGCUCCAUGUGGCUUCUUAGAUAUUAUUAAAAGAAAAUGAUCUGUUGAACAUUAAAACAGAUUAACUUUGUUCAAAAAUUGAUAUUGAUUGUACACAAUUGUACAACUCGUCUGUGAGCAUGUUUUUUUCAUUUGAGAAUAAUACAACAACAGUUUUGUGAAAUAUGACAACCAUGACCAUAACUGACAUGAUCCCAGGUGCAGUAUAAGCUCUGAACUCCCUUAAUUUUCGCUUGGUCAUUUUCACAACACAAGGCAACUACAGAAAGUUAUUAUUCACAGUGAAGUGACUUCUCUGCUUUCAAUGCUUCAUAUAUAUGAAUUCUUAUUUUGAUAAAUUUGCUACAUUAUAGUGUUUUCAAAAGCUUAUGUCCAUUAUGUUUUUCAAAACACUGUUAAGUGCUCCUUAAUAGUGAAUCAUAUCAAAUGGCGCACUCUGAUACGUGUCGCUGCCGGGCAGUCAUAAACGGUGGGUCUUUAAGGUUGGACUUGCAGCUCUCCUUUUGGACCGGCAUCUCAAGGGACAUGAACUUCAGUCACUGACAAUUUCCCAUCCGUACAACGUGUAUGGAAACCUACGUGAAUGUAUUCAGAUGAGAUGUUCUAUUUGUAUUGCACAAGUUGCAAACCUGGUUUUUGUUUAAGUGCUUUAAGUUCAGUCUCUGUUGAAGAAGUCUCUAUUCGUCUCUUCUGUUUGACAAAGAUAUCUCGAGAGGAAUGAGAGCAUUCGGCAGACUGAGGGGAUUGGUGAAGGGAAACUGAGGACAAUGACAGGCAGCUUGUAACAGACAGCUCCUAAAACCUGUCAUGUCUCAUGUUCAUGGUGAAUGAAGGAGGGGUGAAACGAGGACUCUCCACUUAACACCUCGACCACCUGCUGGACUGAAAACUAACACCAAUACCAUUCUCUCUCUCUCUCUCUCUCUCUCUCUCUAUCUCUCUCACUCUCUCUCUUUCUCCCUUCAUCUUUUUCCUUCUCUGUAUGGUUGUCAGACCAUGUUAAGCAGUGAGGGCUGAACCUGGACAGCUGCGGUGGCAUUGCGAUGAUGACAUUGUCCAGCCCCCCCCCCCCGCCCGCUGAGUGGCCAGUGGAGGAGCCCACUCAGACAACAUUGGGAAUCGCCUACCUGCCUUAAGUGCACUCAAAUGCAGUUUGACCUCUCAUCCGGACUGAGAAGCUCAUUUAGCAGCGUCAGCCACCGCUCUCCUUUUCAUUCUGUUCACUAUACGCUCCCUGAAGGAAAAAGAUAUCUACUUAUUGAUGUUUUUGUAUGGUUUCGUCCCGCUUUGGUUUCAGAUUGUUGUUUGGUUUGUAGCGCUAAUAUUUCUUAUUCUGCCUGCGGCUCUUUCUCAAUCACCUUCUGUUGUGUGAAAACUAAUGAUGUGUUUCAGAAGAACGCUGACUGAGAAAGAGGUUUACUUUUUGUGGAGCAGGAGUACAGCUGUUUACUGCGAUGUAGUUGGUUGGAAGGAUAUAGCUAAUAUUUUAACAAUUACUUGUUUUCCUGGUUGUUUUUUUGCAGGUGAAUGCUUUGUGUUACUGUACAUCAAGUUGUCAGCUGACUAGACAACAUCUAUUUUUGUAUGUGAGAUCAUCAGUUGUGUGAACAUAUUUCAGAAACCGUACCGAGACAGAAGGUCCAGGUACUGCAUAGGCUGCUGUACUUUGUAUGGAGAUGAACCUGAGGUUAGAUAAAUACAGUAUGUGAGUAUCUAUUGUGAGUUUGAUGGCACUGAGGAUAACUGGUGACUGAAGUGACACCCAAAAUAUAGGUACAAUAGAAUUUUUCAAUGUAAAUUCUGUUAUUGUACAUACAGCAGUAUUGUGAAAUAUUUUUGAGAAUUAUUGCAGACGCCCCAAAAAGGUUUAUUGUUGUUUUGUGUAUAUACAUGUACUCCAGAGAUCAAUGUAAUUGAUAAAUAUCUAUAAUCAGUGUUUGAAAAAGGAAGAAUUCAUUAGACUGUGGCCGUCUCCACCGUUCUUGACUUUGAGUCUUCUCAUAUAAAUACUUUAUACACUUUUCAAUGUGCUUUCCUGUACAUAUGGUGUUAGCAUGAUCAAACAGUGUUUGGUUGUAAAAGUGGUUUUCCUACUCCCAUAACUGCUGUGGUAUGGAAUUCAUUAACGAUGCCAAACAUUAAAGACAAUCUUUUAUCAGCUCUAACUGUUCCUGCUUACCUUUGCUGUGCUGUGAUUGGUGGAGUAGUAUACAGAGUCGACA
Molecule: messenger RNA, 8978 nt
Organism: Thunnus maccoyii (southern bluefin tuna)
Lineage: Eukaryota; Metazoa; Chordata; Actinopteri; Scombriformes; Scombridae
Product: dedicator of cytokinesis protein 3-like
Exons: 56
Coding region: 333-6662 (2109 amino acids)
Biological process (GO): small GTPase-mediated signal transduction
Cellular component (GO): cytoplasm; plasma membrane
Molecular function (GO): guanyl-nucleotide exchange factor activity; small GTPase binding
Source: RefSeq, a predicted model, not a curated record